Messenger RNA from Acaulospora colombiana, 423 nucleotides. Lineage: Eukaryota; Fungi; Glomeromycota; Glomeromycetes; Diversisporales; Acaulosporaceae. The record is from the annotation of a GenBank genome assembly.
AUGUCACGUCCCGGCAUCGUCAAAGCCCAUAUCCUGUGUGACGACGUGACGCGUUUUGCAAAUCCCGAAAACAACGACGAGGCUGAUUGGACAGAUGGAAGUGAAUGGCGCGCCCCGCUCUGCAUCACCAGAUCCGUCUCUACCGUGCGUACCUACGAUGUCAAAGCUAUGUACCGAGGACCGAUCACUUUCAUUGCCAAACCGCCACAAUCUGAUCGUAGGGAAUUUGUGUAUGUCGUUCCAUCCCCUGGACUCAGUCGAGACCAGGGCGUUGACCUCGCAUCCGAGCUCUCGUCGAACGGUGAAGGUGGCGAAGGUCAGGAUCUUCCAGACGCUUCUGAACCCUACCAACAGCUAGCAAUCUCGUCUCGCUCGACCUCUCGUAAUCGGAAAGCAGAGGGGGACCCUUAUUUCAUACCCUAA